AUGUUCCGUUUCGCUCGUUCUUGCAUCCCUCGUGCUGUUACCGUCCAACACCGUUUUCUGAACAUCCACGAGUUUCAAUCCAAAAAGAUCCUCAAGGAGCACGGCUGCAAGGUCGAGUUUGGCAUCCCGUGCACGACCAUCGAGGAGGUUGAGGCCGCCUGCAGCAAGAUUAAGACCGAUAGGAAGGUCGUGAAGUCUCAGAUUCUCGCUGGCGGGCGCGGUAAGGGCACCUUUGUGGAUGGAUUUAAGGGUGGUGUGCACGUCUGCGACAACGCCGCGGCCGCGGUGGAUGUGGCCAAGCGGAUGCUGGGCAACACGCUUGUGACCAAGCAAACCGGCCCGAAGGGUCAGUGUGUAAACACCCUGUACGUCACCGAGGCCGUCUCGGGCAUUAAGCGGGAGCUGUAUCUUUCCCUAAUUCUUGACCGUAAGAGCGCCUCGCCCAUGUUUGUGGGUAGUGCCGAGGGUGGUAUGGGUAUUGAGGAAUUGGCCAAGACCAACCCGGAGAAGAUUAAGACGAUGAAGGUCAAUGUCCUCGAAGGACUCGAUCACGACAGCUGCGUCAACUUCGCGAAGGAGCUUGGGUUUGUCGGAGAUUCAGCCGAGAAGAUGGCAGAGCAGAUUAAGAAUAUCUACAAUGUUGGUAAAACCAAAGACUGCACGAUGGUCGAGAUCAACCCACUCGUCGAGCUGGAGAAUGGCGAUGUUAUGCAGAUUGACGCGAAGCUAAGCUUUGAUGACAAUGCUGCAUUCCGUCAAAAGGAAAUCUUUGACUUGGAGGAUAAGUCAGCAGUUGAUGUCAAGGAGAUACUUGCCAGGGAGGCUGACCUUAACUACAUUGCACUCGAUGGUAAUGUCGGUUGCCUCGUGAAUGGCGCAGGUCUUGCGAUGGCUACAAUGGAUCUUAUCUCUUUAUACGGUGGUAAGCCCGCGAACUUCCUGGAUGUGGGUGGCAGCGCUGACGCAUCUCAGAUUGAGGUUGCUUUUAAGAUUAUCCUCAGUGAUAAGAACGUGAAGAGCAUUUUGGUUAACAUCUUCGGUGGUAUCAUGCAAUGCGAUACCAUUGCGAAUGGCAUCGUGAAUGCAGUUAAGAGUGCUCAGACUGACAUUCCAAUCAUCGUGCGCCUUAGUGGCACUAAUGAAAGUCUCGGAAAGUCAAUUCUUACGAAAAACGGUUUGAAGAUUUAUUCUGCCGAGGGAUUCGAUGAUGGCGCGAGGAUGGCCGUUGAACAUGCCACUGCAAACUCUCAUUAG
Phytomonas sp. EM1 is the source of this 1254-nucleotide messenger RNA. The record is from the annotation of a GenBank genome assembly. NCBI's taxonomy places the organism in Eukaryota, Euglenozoa, Kinetoplastea, Trypanosomatida, Trypanosomatidae.